Lepisosteus oculatus (spotted gar) is the source of this 753-nucleotide messenger RNA. NCBI's taxonomy places the organism in Eukaryota, Metazoa, Chordata, Actinopteri, Semionotiformes, Lepisosteidae. The record is from RefSeq and is a predicted model, not a curated record.
CUUUCCCUCUGUCUCACUGCCCCGCCCCAUCAGCUGUUCGUCAUUGACAACGGCGCGGACGACUGGCGCAUCGCCAUGACAACGGAGCGCAUCCUCAGCAUCGCGCUGGAGCUGCUGGUGUCAGCUAUCCACCCGGUGCCGGGCGAGUACAAGUUCCACUGGCGCGCCCGCCUGGCCUUCUCCUACACGCCCUCAGUGGCGGAGGCAGACGUGGACAUCGUGCUGUCCAUCCCCAUGUUCCUGCGACUGUACCUCAUCGCCCGCGUCAUGCUGCUGCACAGCAAGCUGUUCACCGACGCCUCCUCGCGCAGCAUCGGCGCCCUCAACAAGAUCAACUUCAACACCCGCUUCGUCAUGAAGACCCUCAUGACCAUCUGCCCCGGGACCGUGCUGCUGGUCUUCAGCAUCUCCCUGUGGAUCAUCGCCGCCUGGACGGUCCGCGUGUGUGAGAGGUACCACGAUGCCCAGGACGUCACCAGCAACUUCCUGGGUGCCAUGUGGCUGAUCUCCAUCACCUUUCUGUCCAUCGGCUAUGGAGACAUGGUCCCCCACACCUACUGUGGCAAAGGGGUCUGUCUGCUGACCGGCAUCAUGGUGAGAGAGAGUGAGCACUGUCUGCUGUCUCUCUUUCUGUCCCCCCCCCACCUCUCACUGCUGUCUCUGACGUCAUGGCAUGCUGUGAACCCCUCACCUCUCACCUCUCACCCUUCACCUCCCACCCCUCAACUGUCACCCUUCAACUCUCACUCUUAA